Molecule: messenger RNA, 2630 nt
Organism: Bufo bufo (common toad)
Lineage: Eukaryota; Metazoa; Chordata; Amphibia; Anura; Bufonidae
Product: NF-kappa-B inhibitor zeta-like
Exons: 12
Coding region: 85-2004 (639 amino acids)
Biological process (GO): regulation of gene expression
Cellular component (GO): nucleus
Molecular function (GO): POU domain binding; DNA binding
Source: RefSeq, a predicted model, not a curated record
UUCCCACAUCCAGAAGACGUGCAGUGUGCGUGUCUAGUAGUCACAUUAUCACGGUAGAGCUCCGGCUCCGCUCUCUCUGCAGUCAUGAUCCUGGAGCGAGUAAUCGAGGACUCCACGGAGUUACUGGAUCAAGAGUGGAUCAACAGCCCCAUGAAUCUUGGAUACUUCUAUGGCGGCUCUCCCAGCUCGGACACUGCGACCUCUCCUUCUCACUCCAUCUCCUCUGGCCCCUGCUCCCCUACGUCUGACAGCGAGGGCAGCCUGAGCGCCUCCUGGCCCCGCACUAAGAAGGCUGGACAAGCCAGUGCGGCAGGACGUCCGCCAAAGGGAAGCUUUCAGGGGGUUCGAGUAAAGAAUUCAGUGCGGGAGCUCCUUACCCAGAUGAGAAAUAAGACAGGCCAGGAAAUAGAUGAUUUCCAGAAAUGCAGAAGCCAAGAUCCUUACACUGAACUAAAGAACAUAUUGAGCCAGAAACGGGCCAAUGAUUUCAUAUUGGAUGCACCAGCUGCAAAGAAAGUCUGCAUCUACCAGUCCAGUUCUUUCUUGACCCCACCAAGUACUCCAAACCCUGGUGAAAUCAUGGAUGAUACCUCAAAAAAUGAGAUGAGUGGAGACUCAAACUUAGACCUGCUGAGUUUAAUAAACAUAAAGAAUGAGUCCCAGCCGGUGUCCUUAAACACUGUACGAGUAGACUGGAACAUGCAUACACAAGGACAGUAUUAUCAGCAAGCAGCUCAGAGCUUCUCGCCUCCUCAGGCGUUCAAUGGCUCGUCUCCACAGCAUACAAAUGAUCAGUACCAGAUUGGAGUCCCUCAGAAUGUUUCUCCACAGUGUGCUGGAGACUAUAACACUUACACUCAGUCUGAAGAUUAUCAAGAGAUCCUUUGUUCCAAUGAUGUCUUUAACAGUUGCUCCAUAGACAGCUACCUGUCUCUUAUUGAAUCCACCCCUGCCGAGUCAGUCCUUCCAGGCUUCAACUUGCCUGCAGAUCCUCCUUGCAAUCAGUUUUUAAAUCCUAAUGUCGCCCAGCCAACUCCAAAUCUUUCCCCGCCAACAUCGUGCCAUGUAGAGGUCAAUCAGACAAGCCCAUUUCAGGUUGGAAAAUCAUUCUUUCAGUGGCAGAUAGAACAAGAAGAAAAGAAACUGGCAAAUGUGUCUCCUGAGCAACUCCUGUCUAAAGAUGCAGAUGGUGAUACAUGCCUGCACAUUGCAGUUGCACAAGGAAGACGAGCCCUGUCUUAUGUCAUUGCACAGAAGAUGGCUUCCGUCCAUAUGUUAGAUAUAAAAGAACAUAACAACCAGAGUGCCUUGCAAGUAGCUGUAGCUGCCGACCAACACCUGAUUGUUCAAGACUUAGUCGGCCUUGGAGCACAAGUCAGCACUACAGAUCACUGGGGACGUACACCGAUCCAUGUGUGUGCUGAAAAAGGAUACUCGCAACCGCUGCAGGCAAUCCAAAAAAGCGCAGCAGCUAACAAUCAGUACAUUGAUGUGGACGCGACUAAUUACGAUGGUCUGACACCAUUGCAUUGUGCUGUAAUUGCUCACAAUGCUAUUGUUCAGAGACUGCAGUUUGGUGCACCUGCAAGAGAAGAUCUACUGAUGAAGAAUAAGGCCAUGGUCGACACAGUUAAGACACUUCUUCAAAUGGGAGCUUCAGUAGAAUCAAGGGAUCGAAAAAGUGGAAGAACGGCCCUCCACUUAGCUUGUGAAGAAGCGAACCUUGAACUGAUGAGUCUUUUCUUGGAGUUGCCAAACAGUUUGCAUUUUAUUAAUGCUAAGGCCUACAAUGGAAACACGGCAUUACAUGUUGCAGCAAGCCUACAGAGUAGAAGAGCCCAUGUAGGGGCUGUACGACUGCUCAUGAGGAAGGGGGCUGACCCUAGUGCUAGGAACCUAGAGAAUGAGCAACCUGUGCACCUUGUUCCUGAUGGAGCAGUAGGCGAAGAGAUUAGACGGGUUCUGAAAGGAAAAGCAAUGCAGCAACGUUCACCGUCGUAUUAGGCUCUCUCGGAAUCCAUUUUUAGCAUCACGCCAGUUAGGCUGUCUUUAUUAUGUAAAUAGGUUUGUCCAAAGUAAUGGGCAAAUGGAAGUUUGUUUCUAUGAAACUGUAUGCAAUUGUUCACUAUUAUAUAGUGACCCUAAUUCAUCCCAGCAAUAAAGUCCCGAUUCUUCUUUUUCUCGUUCCUUUAGUGAAUUUGGAGCGAUAUCUCUUCAUCUUGUAUUUUCUUUAUGUAACCAGCAACAUAUAAAACUAGUUCUGGCGGCUGUAAACAUGUGCAACCUCCAUUUAAAUCUGGUCCAUUUUUUAUUUAAUUUUUUUUAACAUAGGAUAAAGAUUGGUAUUAGUUUGUAUUGAAUGAAUUGGUAUUUUCAGAAUUAGUUGGAAAUAUCUCUAGAUGAAUGUACCUACAAUGAAGGACUAUAGUUAUGUUUAACUAUUAUGAUAAGUAUUAAUAUAAUUUAAUUUCAUUAUUUUCUUUUUCAAACUGAUUUGUAUAUUUAUCUGUUUUAUGAUCGAUCAAGCAUAUAUUAUUUUUAUUGUUUUAAUAACGUAGGAUUAUCUAUAAAUUUAGACCAUUGACUAAAUGUGUUUAGUAUUAUAAAGAGCUAUAAAUUUACAAAUGAAA